AUGUCUCGCCCCCUCUCUGCUUCCCCGCUUCGCAGCCUAUCUGGUGCAGCCCUCGCUGAGGACACGGGCGUCCGAUACGGCAAGCAGGCCAUCUCCCAGCCGAUUCACAUACAGACUAGUCUCGACGACGAGGACUGCGCGCCGCGAGAAGAGGACGAGCAGGAGUUCAUCUCAUCGCCUCGCGUUUCGUCUCCGCAGCCUUUCGCUUCUCCUCCCUCGUCCUCGCCCUGGCAUCUGUCCUCCUCUGCGCCUAGCACUCCUUGUCUGCGCGUACGACGAGUCGAAAGCGACGGUAGUGGUAGCUGCAGUGGCAGCGUACUUUCGCAAGAUUACGUGUCCGGAUUCGAGGUCGAGCGUCCCAGCAGCAGAAGUAGCAGCAGCAGCAGCAGCAACCGACGGGUAGCGCACGUCUUCCGCCGUCCAUCCUCGCCUUGGUCUUUUGGAGGCAAGAAACCAUCGCAGCCUCUGCAAUUCAUCGAGCCUGCCAAUCCUCGUAGCCCUCGAUCCUCCCUCUCAGGUGGCUCAAGCCUUGCAAGACGGCUGGCUGCACUACCCUCGCCUCCUACAACUCCACUCUCGUCGUCGCCCUUUGCCGUCAUGGACAAUCUCUUCCGCAAGAAGAAGUCGAGGACGACCCUCAAUGAGUCGAGCACAGAGACGUCCAAUAGCAGUCGCAUGUCGUAUGACCGCUCGUCAUAUACAUCGCGGCCGUCGAUGUCCGGGUCCACGGCGCCCUCGAUGAUGAACAUCAGCGGGCCCAGCAGCAACCCACACGUCAGUAAAGAAGGCAGAGGGGGCGCGAGACCGGGCGGAUCUGCUGCUGGUGGGAUGCUCUCAGCGUCAGGCUCGAGCACAGGGGACUUCUACCCUGCCAUGAAUCGCAGUCGUGGGGGCCCUUACAGCUCUGCAGGAGGAAGCAGCGCAGGCUACUAUGACCCAUCUCACUCCAGCCGUGCCUCGACGUCCGUAUCAGAUACGAACAGCAUUCGCGCCACUACGACCAACGAUGUCGUCAACCGCAUGUCAACAGCAUCGUCCUCCAUGGUCCCUCAGCCGAUGAAUGGCUCACCAGACGUCUAUCAGCGCUCAGUCGGCGCAGGUCAUCCUUCACAUCAUCCACGCCAGCCAUCGACGAGCAGCUUCAGAGCUCCGUCCAUGGCUCCGUCAGCCCCACCUCCAGCAGGGGAAUUCUACAUGCCUCGCCCACCCGACGUUGAGGUGGAGCGCAUGUUUGCCGAGCUCAUGGAUCGUCGCGACUUUCUCGGCGGCAACGCAGCGGAUAAGGACAGCAUGCGGCGCAACAUGCUCCUCUUCAAUGUCGACAAGAAGUGGGCGCUGGUCUACAACGAUCGCCUCACCGAAUGGAUGUCGUCCAAAGAGCGGGAGCGUAAUAGACGUCAGCAGGCGAACGUGGCGGGCAACCCUCGCGGUAUGAUCAUCACACGCAAUUCGCCAGAGUGGUUCAUCAAGAAGUUCAUGGACGGUUCGGUCACGACGAAGGAUAUCGAGAGCCUGGCAGUCACGCUGAGGACGUGCGCCAUUGGCUGGAUCCAGAGCUUCGUCGAGGCAAAGGGCACGCCUGUGCUGGCUAGCUUCCUCGGCGGACUGCACGCCAAGUCAUUUCGUACCGACAACGACAUCGCUCUCGAGUACGAGGUGCUCAAGGCCUUUCGCUCGCUGUUCAACUCCAAGCCGGGAGCCAACGAUGCCCUCGCCCAGCCCAAGUGCAUCUCUGGCAUCACACACUCGAUGAUUUCGGCACAUUUGGCUACACGCAAGCAGUCUGCCGACAUCUUGCUCUUCCUCUGCCAUUGGGAGAAGCCGACGGGCCAUCGCCUCGUCCUCCAGGGCUUCGACGACAUCAAGGCUUCGCAAGGGGAUCACGGCCGCUUUGAUGCGUGGUUUCGCGUCCUGGAGCAGACCAUCGACGGCAGAGGGACGAUGGGCAGUCGAGUGGGCGCAUCAGACGAGGUCAAGAAGCUCAGCAUCGUAGGCCCGCAAGAGUCGUCGCUCAACGAGUACGCCAUCAACAACAUGUUCCUCAUCAACGCGCUGCUGUCGACGGACAUCGUGCCCGAGUUCGAGGUGCGCGUCCAUCUGCGCAAUCAGAUGGAGGCGAGCGGGUUGCAACGCAUCCUCAUCAAGAUGAAGGCGUUCAAGAAUCAGGACUUGGACGCUCAGAUCAACCUCUUUGAGACGUCGUCGAGCUCGGAUCACGAGGAUGUGGUCGAGACGUUCAACCGCGACGUCCUUACCGACAUGAGCGAUCCGGUGGACGUCUUCAAGGCCAUCGUAGAGAAGGUCUCUGGUUCUCGCGCCUAUGACUUCUUCCUCAGCUCGCUGCAGCAUCUCCUCUUGAUCAGGCAGGAGGGAGAUCACCUCGUGCACUGGUACCAGCUCAUCGACUCCCUCGUCACCUCCGUCGUCAUGGACCGCAAGGGGGCGGUGGAACGCUCCGACAUCUCGUCGCUCCUGGGCACCUCGGUCAACAAUGUCCUGUCGCGCUUUGCAGAUCAAGAUCAUAUGCAGUCCAUUCAGUCUGAGCUGCAGCGCUUCAAGAACGAAGCGCGCGCUGCAGAGCAGGAGAGGGCAAAGUUGCAGGCUCAGCUCGAGCAGGAGAGCGAGGGGCUUGUAGGCAAGCUCAAGGCGCAAAUCUCGUCGCUCGAGGAGGACCUCGAGGUGUCGCGGGGUAAUGCGGUGGGGCUUCAGCGCGACCUCGAGGACAUGGAAAAGGGGUAUAUAGACCGCAUCGUCAAGCUAGAGGUGCAGAAUCGGGAGAUCUACGAGAUGAUGCGCGAAAAGGCAGGGCAGGAAGAGCUCUUCCCGGGCGGUAAGGCGACGCUUGAUCGGCAAGAGAUGGUGGACACGCUCGAGAGGCAGCUGGAGCGCGAUCGUACCAUUCGCAAGCUCGAGGCAAACGCCAAGAAGCAAGGGCGUGCGCUGCCCCCAUCCGGGCCGGAGCGCGAUGCAGCGAUUGAAGAGGCGCAGAGGCAGCGAAUCUCGCAGGAUGUCCGUCGCGAAUCGCUGAGGAAUCGAGCACAGAUGGAGGACGGCGAGCAGCAGGAUCCUCGUCCGGCGGCCGGCGCCGAGACGGAAGACGAUGAAGACGAGGACGACACGACGGAGGCUGCCAAGUGGCGCAUUCAGGCUACUCUGGCUGCUGGCAUGGCUCAGAACGUCUCUCUCGCUGAUCGCAUGAACGACGCUCGCGCGACGAGGAGGAAGAAAGGAUCACAGCACGGUGCGGAGGGCGCAGACUCGGCGGACAGUAUGGCCUCGCCGCCUGCUCCUCCUCCUCCGCCACCGCCUCCGAUGAUGCCGGGCGCUCAACCAACGUCGCUCCUCGACGAGAUUCGCAAUCGUCGCGCGCUCCGUCCGAGCGAGCCAACGCCAUCCUCGGGAGUCAUCAGCGACAUGGGUCCGCCACCUCCUCCGCCGCCACCUCCCAUGCCGGGCAUGGUCAGCGGCGACAUGGGCCCUCCUCCUGCUCCACCGCCACCACCACCACCGCCUCCUCCGCCGAUGCUUGGCUCUGCAUUCUCGCCGUCAAAUACACCAGCACCCUCUCGCCCAGAUUCGUUUGCCAGCACCGCGAGCGAAGCACCUCCAGCGCCUCCGCCGCCUCCACCGCCAGCACCACCUGCUCCGCCCAUGCCGGGCGUGCCUGCAACACCUCGCGCCGCGGCGCCAGGUGCGAUCCCGCCAACGCCCGCCUCAGCCGCAAGCACAGCCGGGGGCUACCGCGACUCGAUGCUCAACGUGCGUGCCAGCUACACGGGCGACAUCGGUCCUGCUGGUCCCACGGCCGCUCCACCUGCUCCACCCUCGGGCGUCUUUGUCCACCCGUCGACAACGCGCAAAGACGUCGCCGACAUGGCCAAGACGCGCAUGAAGCAGCUGCAGUGGGACAAGCUCUCCCCGCAGCACGCAGCAGAGACAGUCUGGGGCAAGGGCGUCAUCGAGGAGGAGCGUCUCGCGCAGGUCCUCAGAACGGAGGGCUUAUUCGAGGAAAUGGAGGAAGACUUCAAGGCCAAGCAAGCAGCCAAGCGGCAGACUACUGCUGCAAACAAGAAGGACAAGAUCGAGUUCAAGACGCAUCUCUCCUUCCAGACGAGGCAGGGCAUCGAGAUGGUGCUGAAGCGUGUGCGCUCCAGCUUAACAGACUCGAAGCACGCCACGCCGGAGGAGGUGGCGCAUCAUAUUGUCAACUGCAACGACGUGGUGCUCGACCAGUCCUUCCUGACCGAGCUGUUGCGCCACUAUCCCGAGUCAGAGACCAAGGGUCAGCUGGGAGAGUAUCGCAAUGCGUCGGACGACGAGCUGCGUCUACUCCACCCUGCGGACCGCCUCGUUGUGCUCCUCAUGACCGUCCCGCAUCUCAAGGAGAAGGUAAAAGGUCUCCUCUUCAUGACCAAGUACAAGGAGGCUUUCGAGCUCGUCAAGGAAGGCUCCUCCAAGAUCCGUGCCGGCUCAGAAGGUUUGGUCAACGCAGCCAACUUUGCCAAGCUGCUGGGUAUCAUCCUGAUGAUGGGCAAUUACCUCAAUGCGACGGGCGUGCAGGGCGGUGCAUUUGGAUUCAAGAUCUCGUCGAUCAACAAGCUCGUCGACACGAAAGCUUCAGACGGCACGACCCUCCUCCACUUCGUCGAGCGCACGGUAUCGAAAGCCUUCCCCGAGGUCGAAGCCUUCCUCGAAGAGCUCGACGACCCCUCCGAGGCCUGUCGCGUGCAGCUUCUCGACCUGAAGCGCGAGCUCGCCGAGCUGAAGAGUGGCAGCCUCCAGCACAAGAAGGAGCUGGACCGCUUCAUCGACGAGGACGAGACGCACCUGGAGGACCCAUACACGAAGCUCAUGCUCCCCUUCCUCAACGAGGCCACCUCCGACCUCUCCCGCCUGGGCGAUCAGGUGCAAUUCACCGAGCGCACUUACGUUGAUGCAUUGCGCUUCUUUGGUGAAGGACCCGACCCGAAACGUCGCGGUUUUCCCGCCGCCCAGCCGAUGCGUACCGAGGACUUCUUUGGUAUCUUCCGCGAAUUCUCCACGGCAUAUCGCAAAGUCAAGGUGGAUAACGUUCGCAUAUCGGAGCAGCGACAGAUCGAGGCAAAGAGGCGGGCUGCGGCUGAGGAGAGGGAGAAGGAGCGUAUGGAGGCCCUUGCGCGCAAGGAGGCUGGAGUGGAUGACAGUCUUGUGCUGGAGACGUUGCUUGGUAAUCUGAGGAGUGGGGGUGGGACACCAAAGACGAAGCGCAAGGCCAGGGAGAGGGGGGCUGCGAGGAGAGCAAAGGAAAGUUUGGGUGGCGCGGGAAGCCCAAGUACGCCUGGGCUGGAUGGCGUGGAGGAGGCUGUGAGUGGUGAGCCUCGGGGUAUGGCGGCGUCACCGCCAAGGAGCAAGGACCCGUCUGAGCUCGCGCAGGCCAUGCUGGCUAAGCUACAGGGCGGGGGUGUGACCAGUAGUGGGAAUGGGGUUGCGGGCGAAAGUGAAGGUGACGCCGCGGGCUCGACGACCAGUCCUACCCCUCGAGAAAAGUACGCGCGAAGACGUGAGCGGCGAGCAACGUCCAGUGCAGGUGGACGACGCUCGACGAUAGAGGACAGCGCAGCGAGUGGCGUCCCUGGCCGGGCUGCAACGCCAACGAUGCCACCAGCUUCAGCGCCAGCAGCACGGACUUCCCUUCUCGGAGCUGGAGGCGCAGGCAACGGCAGUCAUGACUCAAGCGCGGGAACGGCUUCGAACGACACGGCCUCUACGGCCAGUGCGCCGCUCGCUUUCCAGGCAGGCAGUGAUGACGACGAUGAAGACCAGACCGCCACGCAGACACGCUUCCACAGCGACCUCCUCUCUGCACCUGCGGCGACCUCCAUGGCCAAGCAGCCUUCGAUGAGCUCUUCGUCCGCCGGUGACUUUGAGGACGCGGAUGAGGGGCGCAGCGAGCAGGGCGGGGAGGCCAUCUCUUCGUCCAGCCCUCCUUACCACUCUACAUCGUCCGGUGCAGUCGCAAGCUCUGCGGAUACAUCGCAGCACUCCCUGGGUAUCGUAGACUGGAUCGAUCCCGACUCGUCUGGGUUUGGGAGGCAGACGGAGGAGGAGAUGCGUGCUCUCAAUACCGUCUACGCGCUUGUCGCUGUCGGCAUGGCGGGACUUACCACCAGCCACGCGCAGCCUACCAACCAGGUGCCAUUCGGCGUAUCAGCAGCUGCAGCUCCCUUCCCUUCCCCGCCGUACGAUGGCAUCAUGGAGGGCAGGCAGGGCUUCAGCGACGACGUCGACAAUGAGACGGUGACAAAGUUUAGCCACCCUUCUCUCCCCGCCCACUCCCUCCGCCUGCAUCGCCUACCUUCCACCCUCUGCGAGUCCAAUCCGCACACCCGCUCCUGGGCAGGCUAUCUCGACGUGGACCUCGACAAGCUCUGGGAGCCGCACGCCAACGAGACGCAGCACGAAAAGGAUCGCUGGGCGAAGCAUCCUCGCGGGGUGAGCGAGCACUUCUAUUUCGUCUUCUUCGAGGCGCGCAACAAGCCAACGAAGCCCUUCGAGGGGACAGAGACGGACGUCAUCCUCUGGCUGAACGGUGGGCCCGGUUGCUCCAGCUUCACGGGGUUGCUCAUGGAGAAUGGACCCUGCAGCAUCAAGAAGGGUAAGAACGGUGCCGUCUAUACCGAGCCAAACCCAUACUCGUGGAACAACAAUGCCUCGGUUCUCUACUUGGACCAGCCGGCCGGCGUGGGUUUCUCGUACACUGCCUGGACCAAUGGCACGAAGAAUGAGCUGGAGAAGCCCCCACCGGCACGCGUGUGGGACACGGCAGCCGCAGCGAAGGACACGUCCGCCUUCCUGCACUUGCUGGCCCUCCAUGCCGAGCAGCAGGGAGCACUGGGAGGCAAAGGCAGCCCGUUCGCUCCACGCGCUCACAUAGGCAAGAAACCGCGCCUGCACAUCGCAGGGGAAAGCUACGGUGGCCGUUACGUCCCUCUCCUCGCGCACCAGAUCCUCAAGGACAAUGCAGAAGCCAAAGCUCACCCUGAGCGCGGUCUGAAGCCUCUCCCGCUCAAUUCAAUCUUGAUCGGCAACGGGUGGUCGUCCCCGAUCCAUCAAUACCCCGCCUACGUGAGCUACGCGUGUGACAACCCGCUUCACCUCGAUCGCGGGCCGUUCUACAACGAGUCGCAAUGCGAGCAGGCACGAACCGACCUGCCUACCUGCCUUGCCCUCACAAAGAAGUGCAACUCGCCCAAGCCAGACGACGACACGCACUACGAUGCCCUCGCCUGUCGUAUGGCAACGGAGUACUGCGAGAAGAAGCUUGCCGAUCCAUGGGACAAGACUGGCCGGUCGCCUUACGAUUGGCGCCAUAAGGGCGAGUACGAGGAGGAUGCCUGGAUCACCACAUUCCUCAACGAUCCAAAGACGAAGAAGGCCUUUGGCGUCGACAAGCUGUACGGGGAUCACCACAAUGGCACCUUCAUGGGUUGCUCGGAUGCCGUGUUUUCUCAUUUCGGCAAGUCUGGCGAUGGGGCUCGCGACUCGACUUGGGCUGUCCGCGAGGCCCUCGAGGCAGACAUCAGGGUGGGCAUCUACCACGGCGAUGCGGACUUUAUCUGCAACUACCAAGGAGGGGAGAGAUGGACGUACGACUUGGAGUGGUCCGGCGCUGAGAAGUGGCGCAAGAUCCCGAGCGAGGUGUGGUAUGCCCAUCCGUACGACGAGGACAGGAAGCCCGUGGGCGUCUUUAGGUCGGAUGGGGUGCUCAACUAUAUCACUGUGUGGAAUGCGGGGCAUUUUGUGCCGCAUGACCAGCCUGAUACGGCGCUUGCCUUGAUCAAUUUUUGGAUGUAUGAUGGGUACCCGGGUGGGGAGAGGGCCUGA
Jaminaea rosea is the source of this 7863-nucleotide messenger RNA. RefSeq lists its product as hypothetical. Bases 1 to 7863 code for a protein of 2620 amino acids. Gene Ontology annotation, molecular function: small GTPase binding; actin binding; serine-type carboxypeptidase activity. The record is from RefSeq and is a predicted model, not a curated record. Gene Ontology annotation, biological process: actin filament bundle assembly; barbed-end actin filament capping; mitotic actomyosin contractile ring assembly. The transcript has 2 exons. Gene Ontology annotation, cellular component: mating projection tip; cell division site. NCBI's taxonomy places the organism in Eukaryota, Fungi, Basidiomycota, Exobasidiomycetes, Microstromatales.